AUGAUUAAUGAUGAGCAGACAACCUUGAAUAAGAUUACUAAGAUCAAUUUAUGCCCUCUAUUUGAGGGUUAUUAUAUUAAUGGUUCGUGUUAUGGUUUGAUUUCUGUAAUUGGAUGGAAUGCUGAUUUCUAUAUCUGUAAUCCUGUCACAAAAGAAUUUCUUAUCCUUCCAGAGGUUGAUAAGAUCCUGCUACCUGAGGUGAAAAGGCCUUUUGAAUGCGUCCUGAGUGGAUUUGGUUAUCUUCCAUUGAGUAAUGAGUACAAGGCUGUUAGAAUCAUCCAAUUGGGCAAAGACCCAAAUGUGGAGCAUGUUGUUGAGGUAUACACUCUUGGGAGUGAGGAUGGAUACGUUGUUGCAUUCGAUUUGGCUGAUGAGAAGUUCAGUGAAAUUCCACCACUGCCUAUUCCAAGCGUCUAUGAUUUGUGUCCAUUGUUUUCACUUGGGGUAUUGGGUGGAUUUUUAUAUUGUGCUAAACAUGAAAUUCCUGUCGAUUUCGAUCAUGAAAUCCCUGUCGAAACCAAUGAAAUGUCAGUCGAAAUAUGGGUUUUAAAGAAAAACAAGGGUAAUUGUGAAGUAAAGGAUUCAGAGGAACACCAGCCAUGGAGUUGGAGUAAGGAGUUCAAUGGUGUAGAUUUCAAACCGCUUGCCUUGAUGAGGAGUGGAGCAGUUCUACUUAGCAAUGGUACCGGUCUCUUCUCUUAUGACAGAAAUUCUUCUUGUUCCAAAAUGCUUGUGAAUUACGAUGAAUCUAUUAAAGGAGCAAUUCCUUACAUUAAAACCUUAGUUUCAUUGAACGCAUUAGGAGAAAAAGAUACGAAAACAAUGGAUCAGAGAGAGUGA
Messenger RNA from Papaver somniferum (opium poppy), 840 nucleotides. RefSeq lists its product as uncharacterized. The transcript is spliced from 2 exons. The coding region runs from base 1 to 840 and encodes 279 amino acids. The record is from RefSeq and is a predicted model, not a curated record. NCBI's taxonomy places the organism in Eukaryota, Viridiplantae, Streptophyta, Magnoliopsida, Ranunculales, Papaveraceae.